This is a messenger RNA of Staurois parvus, 2159 nucleotides long. The record is from the annotation of a GenBank genome assembly. NCBI's taxonomy places the organism in Eukaryota, Metazoa, Chordata, Amphibia, Anura, Ranidae.
AUGACUGAACAAGGCAUGAUGAGAGGGGUCUGGAUUUUGGCUGUUCUCUGGAUGCUGUGUGCUGGAAUAGAGGCUCAGAACAGGUCUCGGAGUAGGGUUCAGCAAAGCAAAUCAGAGGUGCAGAGUAACAAGCGCCCUCCCUUCAGGUCAUGGAACAGUCAGAUGUACCCCAUCUGGAAAGGCAGCGAGUCACAGAAAAGAGACUGCUGGAAAGGAGGUCAAGUGACCUUUAGUGUCCAAAAUGAUGCUCCAACAUUGACUGGUGCCAAAGCCACUUUCUUCAUCCAGAUAAACUUCCCACAGAAUCAGACGGUGCUGCCUGAUGGACAAGUUGUCUGGAACCAAAACCGCACUGACAAUGGUACCUGGACUCCAGUUUACCCUGACGAGGGGACAGAAGGUUCUGAGUGUAAAUUUCCAGAUGGCAGUCCUUUCCCACAUGAUUCUGAGAAAAGGCGCAGCAAGUUUGUCUACGUUUGGCAAGCAUGGGGAAAGUACUGGCAGGUAGUAGAUGGCUCUUUCUCCAAUCUAACGGUAGAUACAGAUGGUAUUCCCCUCGGCUCAUACACCAUGGAAGUGGUUGUGUACCAUUAUCGUGGUCGACAAAAGUUUAUACCUAUUGGCAGCACCUCCUCUCAGUUUGUAAUAACUGAUCAGAUACCAGUUUCUGUAUCCAUAUCGCAAGUUCUUGACCUGGACCAGGAGGACCAGCGCUUUAUCCAAAAUAGAGCUGUGUCCUUUUCUGUAGCAGUUCAUGACCCAAGUAACUAUCUUCAAGCAGCUGAUAUUUCCUUCUCUUGGGAUUUUGGAGAUCAGAGUGGCACAUUUAUCACCCGAAACACAGCGGUCACCCAUACAUACAUUAUACCUGGCGUAUUCAAUGCUAAAGUUGUUGUUCAGGCUGCCAUUCCAAUCACUCCAUGUGGCGGCACUGCUGCUGUGGUAACAACUGCACAGGUGGUGACUUCUACAGCUGAACCUCCACAGCCUUCAACAGGAAGAGCUGCCAUAACCACAGCUGGUGGACAAACUGUUGCACCCAGUACUGCUGCAGUUUCAGUUAACUUAACCUGUUGGACACAGAAGCUAACUCUCUGGUAACUGUUGCUUCCCUAAAUGAAGAGGUUAAUGUGGAACCAGAACCAGAAGAGAACCCUGUGAUUGAAACUGUUGCUCCUGGAAAUGAACAGGCCUUGCCAGUAGAUGAGGAGGAAGCUGCAACAGCAGUUACGGCCAUAGAAGACACUGCUGCUAACCAGGAUGUAGUGGCUACAACACAACCAGAAGCUGUAGACCCGCAAGAAGGCACAGAGGCUGCCCAAGAUGUAAUUCCAAGUGAAGAAUCUAUCUUGACAGAAGAUGUGCCAUCAGACACUGCUCCAGAUCAGCUUGAAGUAAAUGCAACACAAGUUGCUGAGGGCACAGAAGAUGCUGCACCAGUUACUGAGGCUGCACAGGAUGUAGCUAGUACUGUACCAGCACAAGCUGUAGCAAAUGAAGCUGCUACAGAGGCUAAUGGUGAAGUGUUGCUGCUGGCCAAGCGUCAGGCACCAGAAGUACCCAGUGUAGGAUGCUUGCUUUAUCGUUAUGGCACAUUCGCAGCUAACCUGGAUAUUGUCUCGGGCAUUGAAAGUGUACAAAUUGUGCAAGUGGAGCCAGUUGUAUCAGCGGGGCUUGAGAAUACAGUGGACCUGACAGUCACAUGUCAAGGAAGUGUACCAAGACAAGCAUGCACUGUAAUAUCUGGCCCUGACUGUAAUAGUCCACAGCAGACGGAGUGCAGCCCAGUGGAACCCUCUUCUGAUUGUCAGCUGGUCCUGCGUCAGGCUUUCAAUGAAACUGGUGUCUUCUGUGUUAAUGUGUCAUUGGCUGAUGAUGUUAGCUUGGCUGUUGCCAGCACUCAAGUUAGUGUGUCAGCAGGUGCAGCAUCUUCAGUGAAUGGAAUUGCUGUUACAGUUGGUGUUCUCCUGGCUGCCCUUGCUGUAGCUGCUGUAGCUUACACUUACAGGCAUGUAAAGUCAUAUACCCCACUCAGAAGUGGCCAUGCAAGUGUUAACUGGUUUCCUGAACGUCAGUCUCUUUGGCUCUUCAUUCAAAAUGCCCUUGGACGCUCUGCAAGUGGGGAGAAUAGCCCCCUUCUAAAUGGUCGGGUAGUGUGA